CCACAACGCAAGCUGAUCAUCUCUUAAUUUAACUGAAGUUGCCAUUCUCUCCAGUCUCGAUACCUGAAAAAGAAAAAAAAAUAUGGCAGCCGCUUCCAAGUCCUCGAUCUUCUUCCUUUUUGCUGUCUUCCUCGUUGUCUCAUUCUCCAACGUGGAGGUUGCAAUGGCGGCUCGCCAGAUUCUCUCAGCCAAAGAAGUCCCUGUCCCUGCCGGCGUUCCGGUUUCAGUUCCAGCCGUUGCCGGGGUUCCCAGCGUCAAUGACGUUCCCGUUUCAGUUCCAACCGUUGCCGGCGUCCCGAGCGUCGAUGACGUUCCCGUUUCAGUUCCAACCGUUGCCGGCGUCCCGAGCGUCGAUGACGUUCCCGUUUCAGUCCCAACCGUAGCCGGCGUCCCAAGCGUCGAUGACGUUCCCGUUUCAGUCCCAACCGUUGCCGGCGUCCCAAGCGUCGAUGACGUUCCCGUUUCAGUCCCAACCGUUGCCGGCGUCCCAAGCGUCGAUGACGUUCCCGUUUCAGUUCCAACCGUAGCCGGCGUCCCAAGCGUCCAUGACGUUCCUGUUUCAGUCCCAACCGUUGCCGGCGUCCCAAGCGUCCAUGACGUUCCCGUUUCAGUUCCAACCGUUGCCGGGGUCCCAAGCGUCGAUGACGUUCCGGUUUCAGUUCCAACCGUAGCCGGCGUCCCAAGCGUCGAUGACGUUCCCGUUUCAGUACCAACCGUUGCCGGUAUCCCAAGCGUCGAUCACGUUCUGGUUUCAGUCCCAACCGUUGCUGGGGUUCCCAGCGUCGAUGACGUUCCGGUUUCAGUUCCAGCCGUAGCCGGGGUUCCGGUUUAAGUUCCAUCCGCACCUGGGGUUCCACCAUCGCCCGGAAAAUGGAGAUGAAGAUCUACGAAUGAAUGUUGUGUUGUAUUGUUAUUAUUGCUAAGUGGCUUCUGUUCGUAAUUCCCCGAUAUGAAGUAAAGGCUUAGACUGGCCGCUACGUAGGGUUUUGUUCUAGCAAAACCUUGGUAAUAUGUAUGAUGUAAAAAGCUUAAGUGGAAUAAGAGUUACUCCAAAGG
Messenger RNA from Linum trigynum, 1056 nucleotides. The record is from the annotation of a GenBank genome assembly. Lineage: Eukaryota; Viridiplantae; Streptophyta; Magnoliopsida; Malpighiales; Linaceae.